AUGUUCCAGAGGGCGUACCCUGUUGUUCUGUAUAGGAGCAGGUCGCAGAGAAUUGCCAUCCCCUUUGGACCUGCCGUCAACCCCCUUAAAUCGUACACCUGUCGUCUUUCGGCCAAUAGCCACCUCAGAGAAAUGUCGACAGCUUCAGGCGACCUUCAGGAGAAGCUUCGCCGCCUUCAUGAGUACUCUGCCUGCGAUGUAAGGAUUCGUGCCCAUGGUAUUGACCUCACCACUCAUUGCACAGGUUUCCGAUGCUUUGCUCAAGCUCCAAAAGCCUGCAGCCGGGCAAGUUGCAAGAGCGGGACACCUAGCAGACAUAGGACCAGUUCCAUCUCCACAGAUACUCUCAGGUGAACUUACAGUGAGCAAGGUGAUUGCACCUGCGUGCACGUUGAAGCUAGUGCCCAAGCACUCUUCACCAGCAGCAGCACCACCACCACCCGCCAACAGCACCAUCCCCAAAGGUAGUCAUUGGGUAGACCUGACAGAGGCCGGCAGUGUCGUUGUCAUUGACCAGCCAGAAGGUCAAAACUGUGCUGCUGUGGGCGGCAUCAUGGCUCAAAGAAUGAAAGCCAGGGGUGUGGCAGCGUGCGUUGUUGGUGGCCGUGUUCGAGACAUGGCUGAGUUGAAGGAGUCCAAACUACCGAUUUUUGCCCUUGGGAGGUCGACCGUGGGGACCAACGCUGAGUCGACGGUAUACGCCCGCAACAUUCCAGUGACCAUAACUGGUGUUACGGUGGCUCCGGGGGACAUCGUCUUUUGUGACCCGUUGGAGGGUGUUGUGGUCAUCCCGCAGGAUCUCCUCGACGAGACGCUUUCCUUGAUGCCCAGACUAGUGGACGCUGACGACAAGGUAAAGGAAGCUGUAGAGAAAGGAAUGACGGUGGCAGAAGCGUUCAAGAAGUUCAGAGGAUAACGAGGACGUCCACUCAUGAACGGUCAAACCCAGCAAGUUUUCUGAUCUGCUCUAAGGCACAGCACGCACCUCCUUGAGGGGAGGAUCCAUGAUUCGCUAUUUCGUUGUGCCUGGAAAACAGCAGUUUCCUUCCUCCAGUAAAGAUUUUACCAUAUAAAAGCCCUUCUUCACCGAAUUUCCUGAUUUCUUUCUCUUUUCUUUUUUUUCCAGGGAGAACAGCAGCAGCAGGCACAGCAGCAGCAGGCACAGCAGCAGCAGGCACAGCAGCAGCAGGCACAGGAACACC
Exophiala oligosperma is the source of this 1202-nucleotide messenger RNA. RefSeq lists its product as hypothetical. The record is from RefSeq and is a predicted model, not a curated record. The transcript has 4 exons. The coding region runs from base 215 to 916 and encodes 233 amino acids. NCBI's taxonomy places the organism in Eukaryota, Fungi, Ascomycota, Eurotiomycetes, Chaetothyriales, Herpotrichiellaceae.